AUGUUCGCUCUUGCAAGAUUCGGGCUACAGGCUCCAAAGGUGGGUGUUCCCGGACUCAUACGGGGACUUGCCACCUCCGCGUCGGCUGCGCCGGAAAAGAGAAACACCACCAAACCGGAAAGCGGAAGAAAAACCUACCUCUUGGACGUGUACAAGCAUUUCGAUAAGAACAACCAGAUCAUGCUGUUUGCGCACCACAACAAUCUCACAGCACACGAUAACCUGAAAAUCAAGCUGCAGAUCGAGGAAGCUGGCGCACAAAUGAGAAAACUCAAGGUGUCGCUCUUCAAGCACUACCUCAGAGCAUCCCACCACAAAGACCCUGCUUCUAAGGCUGCCUACCGCCAGGUGAAGAAACACAAAAUAAGACAUCCUUUGGAGCCGCUUUUGAAGGGACCCACGGCUGCCAUUCUGAUCAAAGACCUGAAUCCUAAAGUGGUGAAGAACGUCGUCAAGGCCCUCAAAGCACACAACGAGCGCUUUUUCCUUGUUGGUGGCCGGAUUGGCACCGACGUGGUUGACAUUGCGGACAUCGACGAGUUCAAGGAGAUGCCAACAAUGGACGAGCUGCGGUCUCAACUGGUUGGAAUGUUGACCGUUCUUUCAGGAGCGGGCCUGGUCAGAACUCUGGAGAGCGCUGCCAAUACUCUGUACUUGACCAUGGACACCCAUAGACAGGAGCUGGAGAAGAAGGACAACCCAGAGAAGGACGAGAAGCAGGAGUGA
This is a messenger RNA of Ogataea angusta, 726 nucleotides long. RefSeq lists its product as uncharacterized. Gene Ontology annotation, biological process: translation. Bases 1 to 726 code for a protein of 241 amino acids. NCBI's taxonomy places the organism in Eukaryota, Fungi, Ascomycota, Pichiomycetes, Pichiales, Pichiaceae. The record is from RefSeq and is a predicted model, not a curated record. Gene Ontology annotation, molecular function: structural constituent of ribosome. The transcript has a single exon. Gene Ontology annotation, cellular component: mitochondrial large ribosomal subunit.